This is a messenger RNA of Anopheles merus, 4121 nucleotides long. Its product is annotated as xanthine dehydrogenase-like. Bases 201 to 4013 code for a protein of 1270 amino acids. Gene Ontology annotation, molecular function: 2 iron, 2 sulfur cluster binding; oxidoreductase activity; FAD binding. NCBI's taxonomy places the organism in Eukaryota, Metazoa, Arthropoda, Insecta, Diptera, Culicidae. The record is from RefSeq and is a predicted model, not a curated record. The transcript is spliced from 6 exons.
UCUCUGACACAACAAUGCGCCGCUCAACUAUCUGACCACAUGAGAUUGCGGGUAACAGUCGGCUCUCGGCCAAUUCAAGCAUCAUUGAUGAACUGCUCUCAGCCGUCAGUCGAAAAGUGAAAGUCGCUCCGAAUAGUUGUGUGUUGUUGUGGCUUGUUAUUUAUAGUUAGCAAGCGGACGAAUUGAGGCGGGUAGCAAAAAUGGCCGUAGUGUUUACAAUAAAUGGAAAAGUAUUCAAUGUUCAAGCGACUGAAAUCAACGUCAAUGUUUCGUUGAACACUUUCAUCCGCAACCAUGCCCAUCUCAGUGGCACCAAGUUCAUGUGUCUUGAGGGAGGCUGCGGUGCUUGCGUCGUCAAUCUGAGCGGAGCACAUCCGGUCACCGGAGAUGUCUUCUCCUAUGCUGUCAACUCGUGCCUGUUUCCUGUUCUCGCCUGCCAUGGCAUGGACAUUACCACCGUCGAGGGUAUUGGUGACAAGCAGCGGGGCUACCAUGCCACCCAAAAGCUGCUGGCCCACUUCAACGGUACCCAGUGUGGCUACUGCUCCCCUGGCAUGGUCAUGAACAUGUACAGUCUGCUGGAAGCGAAGAAGGGAAAGGUCACCAUGGAGGAGAUCGAGAACUCUUUCGGUGGUAACAUCUGCCGCUGUACCGGCUACCGCCCGAUUCUGGACGCCUUCAAGGCGCUGGCCGUCGAUGCUGAUCCCAAGCUCACGGCAAAGUGCCAGGAUAUUGAGGAUCUUACCAAGAUCUGUCCCAAGACCGGAUCGGCCUGUGCUGGCAAGUGUGCCGCGGCAGGAAAAACUAACCCCAACAAAGGUCUCCAUCUGAGCUUCGAUGACCAAAAGGAGUGGCACAAGGUGUACAACGUGAGCGACAUCUUUGCCAUCUUCGAGAGCAUUGGAGAUAAGCCGUACACGCUCAUCGGAGGUAACACUGCCCACGGUGUGUACCGUCGAAGCGACGCAAUUCAAGUCUUCAUCGAUAUCAACGCUGUCCAAGAGCUGCGGACCAGUUCCGUUGGAAGCUCUCUUACUGUUGGAGCUGGAACUUCGCUGACUGAGCUGAUGGACCUGUUGACCAACACGGCGAAGCAAAACAACAACUUCUCCUACUUCGAGCACAUGGUUCGCCACAUCGAUUUGAUUGCCAACGUGCCUGUCCGUAAUACUGGAACCAUCGCUGGUAACCUCAGCAUCAAGAACCAACACAACGAGUUCCCAUCCGAUCUCUACUUAAUCUUGGAGGCUGCCAACGCGACUCUGACGAUCUUGGAGUCCCAAGGAAAGACAUCUACCGUCCGACCGUCCGAGUAUGUCACCAUGAAUAUGAACAAAAAGCUGCUCCUCAAUGUUAUUCUUCCUCCGCUCUACCCAUCCGUCUACGUUUAUCGCACAUUCAAGAUCAUGCCCCGUGCUCAGAACGCUCACGCAUACGUCAACGGAGCCUUCCUGCUGAAGCUAGAGGGAUCUGAGAUUAUCUCCAGCAACAUUUGCUUCGGUGGAAUUGAUCCCCAGUUUACCCAUGCAGUCAAGACGGAAGAGUUCCUCAAGGGUAAGAACCUUCUUACCAACGAAACGAUCCAAGGUGCUCUCAAGACACUGGCCGCUGAGCUGAAUCCCGACUGGGUACUGCCGGAUGCUGCUCCUGAGUAUCGUAAAAAUCUUGCCCUCUCAUUGUUCUACAAGUUUACGCUUCAAGUUGCUUCAGUAUUGCGCUUUCCACUGAAAAAUGAGUACAAGUCCGGUGGAUCAGUGCUGAACCGGGCCAUUUCUUCAGGAGCUCAACAAUAUGAAACGAAUCAGCAGCACGAACAGUGGUCACUUAUGAAGAAGAUCCCAAAAAUUGAAGCAUUGUAUCAAACUUCAGGAGAAGCAAAGUAUAUCAACGAUUUACCCACAUUGCCCGGGGAACUGUAUGCUGCUUUCGUGCUUGGUACUAAAGUUCACGCCAACAUAGCUUCCUUUGAUGCGGAAGAAGCUUUGCAAAUUCCAGGUGUGAUCGCGUUCUACACAGCAAAGGACAUCCCCGGUGUUAACGAUUUCAUGCCGGUAAAGUCAGAGUUUAGUCCCAAUGUAGAGGAAGUGUUCUGUAGUGGACGGAUUCUUUACCAUGGACAACCUGUAGGAUUGGUGUUGGCCAACACGUCCCAAGCCGCCCAGAAAGCAGCGAAAACAGUGUGUGUCCACUAUUCCACCGACCCCGGAACUGAGACGAUCCUUCCAACGGUCAAGGAUGUCGCGGAUGCCAAGCGUCACGAUCGCGUUGUUAACAUCGAUUACGGAUUCACUGGGCAGUCUUACGGCGAAGCUACCAUUCCGGAGUCCGCGAUCCACGUUUCCGGAUCGUAUGAAUCCGGUGGCCAGUAUCACUACACGAUGGAAACACAAACAUGCGUCUGUCUGCCGCUGGAAGAUGGUAUGGAAGUACACACGGCUACACAAGCGAUUACUCUCACUCAAAUUGCUAUAUCGCAAAUGCUAAGCGUUCCAGAAAAUAGUCUAAACGUAUCCGUGCGCCGAAUUGGUGGUGGAUACGGUGGAAAGGCAUCACGUGCUGUUCAGGUCGCCUGUGCCUGUGCACUGGCAUGCCAUCUAACGAAGCGUUCAGUGCGUUUGGUAAUGACCAUCGAAUCAAACAUGGCCGUGGUUGGGAAGCGAUACGGUAUCAUAUCAAACUACUCAGCUGAAGUAACUCCCGAGGGAAGAAUUCUUCGUCUUCACAACGAGUUCCUGCACGAUGCGGGAUGCAACAGCAAUGAGGCUCCCGAUUUUAUGCAAGGCUAUUACGGCAAUUGCUACGACAAAGACGUGUGGUGCGUGGUGUCCAAAACAGCUCUUACCGAUUCCGCCAGCAACACGUGGUGCCGUGCGCCGGGAUCAACGGAAGCGUACGCCAUGAUCGAAUCCAUCAUCGAGCACAUAGCGUUCGUCACCGGGAGUGAUCCGCUGGCAGUGCGGCUUCAAAACAUGCCAAACGAUUCCCCGAUGAAACCACUGCUGCAAACCUUCCUCGCGGACAUCGAGUACGAUCGGAGGAACGGUGAGAUCGCACAGUUUAAUUUAGAAAACCGUUGGCGUAAGCGUGGCAUCGCGAUCGUGCCGAUGAAGUAUCCCGUGGGAUACUUUGGAACACUGCACGCGCUCGUCUCGAUCUAUCACACCGACGGCACGGUUGCCAUUACGCACGGUGGCAUCGAGAUGGGUCAGGGCAUUAACACGCGCGCGGCCCAGGUUGCGGCCAAGGUGCUCGGCAUUCCGGUCGAGAAGAUCGCAAUCAAACCGACCACCAAUCUUACAGCACCGAACGACUUUUGCACACAGGCCAGCAUUACCAGCGAGGCCGUGGCUCAUUCAGUGCUGAUUGCGUGUGAGACACUGCUCGAACGGAUUGCCCCCGUCAGACAGCAGCAUCCAGACGUUUCCUGGGAAAAGCUGACCCAACUCUGUCACUCACAAGGUGUGGACCUUUGCGCCACGGCCAUGUACAACGGAGUGGAGCUACCAUCGUACAACGUUUGGGCGUUAGGCUGUGCCGAAAUCGAACUGGACGUACUUACCGGUUGUGUGCUGUUGCGGCGCGUCGACAUACUCGAAGAUGCCGGCAAAACGCUUAAUCCCGAAAUUGAAAUCGGCCAAAUCGAAGGGGCAUUCAUGAUGGGCGUGGGUCUUUAUCUAACGGAAGCACUCAGCUACGAUCGAGCAACGGGCGAGCUGCUUACCAACCGGUCCUGGAACUAUCGUCCACCGGGAGCGAAAGACAUACCGGUCGAUUUGCGGAUCCGGCUGCUGCAGAACACCAUCAACCCGACGGGCGUACAGCGUUCCAAAGCUACCGGUGAACCGGCGGUAAAUAUGGCCGUGGUUGUACUGUUUGCACUGCGAAAUGCUAUCAAUGCGGCCCGGACGGAUGCGGGCAUGCCUCAGGAGUGGAUCCCGCUUGGGGCGCCCUGCACGCCGGAUCGAAUUCUACGCCACUUGGGCAAUGCGUACGAUCAAUAUUUGCUUCAUUAGGGUAAAAGCAAGCGGAAACAGGUGUCGAAUUUCACUGGAAGUAAAGAGGAAACAGUAACAUUUGAACUUUGUCGUUAGUAAAGUGGAUAAAAGGAAUUCCUUCUUUGG